Molecule: messenger RNA, 1050 nt
Organism: Symbiodinium sp. CCMP2592
Lineage: Eukaryota; Dinophyceae; Suessiales; Symbiodiniaceae
Source: the annotation of a GenBank genome assembly
AUGGGCCUGAUUGUUCUCGUGGUGCCAGGUUCCAGAGAGGCUUCCGUCUACAGGCUUCGAGCAGCACCGCAGUUCACCGGCCUCCAAGAGACACUCUUCGGGACGGUGGAUGCCGGAAUCUACACAUAUGGUGCACCUGGAACUGCAGAACCAGCUUUGCCAGAUCUCAGUCACAAGGACGGCUGCUUUGCUGGCCUGCGAACAUGGACGGAGGACGUGUUGACGCCAGCUACGAAAGAGGAGGAUGCUGCUGCCAUCUCCGAUCAGCUGGACCACGCCAAGGUAGCCACACUGCGCCUUCACGAUGUGUCCAAAAGCUCUCACUUUGCCGAGUGCCCUGGAGAAGUGCAUCAGCCUUUCUCACAGGGCAACCAGUUUGCAGACUGGCUUUUGCAUUGGGAACCGAAAUAUAAACCUCGCUUGGGAAAUGUCUCCCUGCUGGGCAUGGAUGUCUCGGAUCAGGAGCCUUUCCGGACCGCGUAUUUGUACAAUCGAAUCGCGUACAAGCAGUACGACAGCACGGAACACGCCAAGAAGCACAUCAAAGAAAGGCUGGGAAGUCAUUGGAACAUUGUUUCAAGAGUGACGCUGGUCACUGGAGCUGCCUCUAUGUACGACGAGGACCCGAUGAUGCUGGUGCAGAGUUCGAAGACCUUCGAGUGUGUGCUGGCGUUUGCGGGCGUCAACAACUACGGAAACGAGCUGGCGACUGCCACAGAUGUCCGAACAGCUCCAUUCUGCGGCUUCAAGACCGUCCACACGGGAUACCGUGACGAGCUGCGCAGGAUGAUCGAAGAGCUGUGGCCCCUCAUCCGGCCGAAGAUAGGAAAGUGCAGUCACGUGGCCUGCACCGGACAUUCAAUGGGCGGCUCUCUUUGUGACCUUUUUGCCGCAUGCGCAAACAGUGGCCGCCACGAUGACCCUGACUUUCUCGCACAGUCUUGGAAAAAGGAGAUUCCCAGCGCAUUACCUGAGAUAACGGACUGCGGCAAGACCAUCUACAAGGAGGAUGCCGAACAUCGCUGCAGUUGUCCUCCGUGCCCCAAGUAA